AUGGAGGAGCAGUUUUGUCCCAUUGUUGCAAAGAACAUCGUAUUACGUCAACUCUUUUUCUGCUGUCAACCAUAUAUUCCCCAGGGGAACCUCAUUAUCUCCUCCGUCAUGGACCCGAAUGGGUCAUGGUCCCCCGUUGAACCAAAUGAUACGUCAUGGCCAAGUACAACGCGACCACCAAUCAAACAAGCUGGUCUGCUGUUAAUCCUUAUCCCUAUGGUCACUAUUCUCGGCAAUCUACUUGUCAUCAUAUCAGUGUUACGAUAUCGUGCCCUACAGACUGCUAUCAAUUUCCUUAUUCUUGGCCUUGCUGUUGCUGAUCUACUAGUCGCGCUAUUUGUCAUGCCAUAUGCUGUUUAUGUUCAUGUAAGUCUUAUUUUUUUUCAAAGUGAAAAAAAAAUUUAGGA
Molecule: messenger RNA, 407 nt
Organism: Strongylus vulgaris
Lineage: Eukaryota; Metazoa; Nematoda; Chromadorea; Rhabditida; Strongylidae
Source: the annotation of a GenBank genome assembly